AUGGGCUGUUUUGAAGACGACAUGGACCCGAGGAUAACACCCGGCAGUGCGUCUACUGCCUCGGGGUACAGUCUCCGCUCAAAGGGCUCCAGUGCAAAGAUCAGCCCUUUCUGUCCUCGCUCCUCCAGCAAACUGACCCAGUCCAUCGUCAGGGAUCACAUGAUUUCUCAUUACAAGAAGGUUUACUCAGCCAAAGCUGCCAUUGACACCUCUGUGCCCAAAAGUCUGCUCUACUGCGUCAAGUACAAUGACCAGCUGAGAGGAAGAGGAGCUCAGAGCAGCGUCAGACCUCAGUCGGCCCACGUCCGGUCCCACCGCAGCAGAGCCUCCUGCUCCCCUGCACAGAGCAGAAUGUCUCUCCAAUACGAGCACAGUCCUUACCUGUUCUCCGGCAGCUCCUUGGCCUCCACCCCUCGGCCAUCCACCUCCUUCCACCCCAACAGCACCGUGUACCCAUCCUACAGAGCAGGGCAGAAGCAGAGGCCGUGUUCCGGCAGCAGACACGCAGCAUCGGCCUACUCUGAACACGGCGGCGGGGACCAGACCUUCAAAGCCUUCCAGGACCCCGCACAGAAGACGUACUGUGGAGACCUGUUGGAGAAACACGCCCAGAGGUUCACCCAGGACAAGCCCUUCACGCCCAAGACCCUCAAGUCUGACAAGAGCUCAUACUUGUCCCAGUACAGAUACUACAGAGCCCCCCCUCACCCCAGACUCCCACACAACAGCACAAGUGGCAGAAAAAUCACUCAGGACAUGGAGGAAAAAUCUCAGGGAUUCAGCACAGGCCGCGAGCUCUCCGAAGAUUACUUGAACCACUCGCACUUAUCUUCCAGCAGAGAUCGCGAUCGGAGACACAAGCCGCACAGAGUUGCAUAUGAAAGAACAAAGUCGCCGCCCUCUCGGAGCGUGGAUGCAGAAGAGGAGGAGCUCCGGUACCUGGAGUUUAUCACGGCCGUCACAGACGACAUCCUGUCCAGAGGAUUCAUCACAGACAGCGUCGUGGAGCGAGUCAUCAAUCGCCACAUCGACUCCAACCGGUAUCAGCUCAACGAGAGUAAGAUGCGGCAUCUUUUGGAAGCGCUGCGCAAAGACUUAAAAGAGCCGUCCCAUUCCCCCAUCAGCACUUUGAAUUUUGAGGCACGUCCCGAGCGGCUGGUCAACGGCUCAACGCGAGACAUGGAUCAGGCUGAGGUGGAAGAGGAACCCUUUUCUGCUGUCAGGACGUCUGAUCCCGAAGAGUACACCAGCCCCUCGCUCACCUCAGUGGACAAAUCAGAAGCGGAACGGACUUUUGUCGUGGAGGAAGUCGACUUGAGUGAAGAAAAAGGCAGGAUUUCGUCGCAUCUGAGCAACCAGUCCGAGGGCAGCGAGACUCCCGUGAAACAGCGACCCACUGUGGCCGACUUGGGAAAAGCCUUGGAGUCGUUGACCGUGUCGGAACAUUCUGACUGUGGUAAAGAAGAGCCGCUGACUUCAACUGCAAGUGAUGACGACUUUUAG
Knipowitschia caucasica is the source of this 1503-nucleotide messenger RNA. Lineage: Eukaryota; Metazoa; Chordata; Actinopteri; Gobiiformes; Gobiidae. The record is from the annotation of a GenBank genome assembly.